CGGUGUCUGCGUGUGACGCCACUGUUCGGCGCUGACUGGAAAGGGACGGGGCACACGUGUGUGGUGGCGCGGCGGGCGGGCACAUGGCGAGUUCUGCGGGCCUGGCGCUGUGCGGGCAGACGCUGGUGGUGUGGGGCGGCAGCCGGUUCCUGGCCACCUCCACUGCGAGCAGUGAUGAAGUUAGCCCCUUCAUCUAUGACUGCACUGCUGCAGAAAAGAUGUCACAAGAAAAUAAAGGGGAGGACGGACCACCCUUGGUCCAGGGGAGUGGCAUGAUUUUGGCGUCCACCUUCUCCAAGUCUGGCAGCUAUUUUGCUUUAACCGAUGACAGUAAGCGUCUGAUUCUUUUCCGUACAAAACCAUGGCAAUGUCUGAGUGUCAGGACUGUGGUGAGGAGGUGUACGGCCCUGACCUUUACAGCCUCCGAGGAGAAGGUCUUGGUGGCUGACAAGUCUGGAGACGUCUACUCCUUUCCGGUGUUGGAGCCACAUGGAGGCGGCCGACUGGAACUUGGGCAUCUUUCCAUGUUGUUGGACGUGGCUGUGAGUCCUGAUGACUGCUUCAUCCUUACUGCUGACCGGGACGAGAAGAUCCGGGUCAGCUGGACCGUGGCGCCCCACAGCAUCGAGUCCUUCUGCCUGGGGCACACAGAGUUUGUGAGCUGCAUCUUUGUGGUUCCCAGUCAUCCUGAGCUGCUCCUGUCCUCCUCUGGGGACUGCACCCUGAGGCUCUGGGAGUAUAGGAGAGGCUGUCAACUGCAGUGCUGUCACCUGGCCAGUCUACGAGAGUCACCGGAGCCCCAGGGCCACCAGAGGUUUGCUGCAUCCAGGAUUGUGUUCUGGUGCCAGGAGAGUUGUGUGGCACUUCUGUGUGACUGCGUCCCUGUGGUCUACAUCUUCCAGCUCGAUGCCCUCAGUCAGCAAUUGGUCUAUAAACAGCAGCUGUCAUUCCAGCACCGCGUGUGGGACGUGGCCUUUGAGGAGACCCAGGGCCUAUGGGUCCUGCAGGACUGCCGGGAAGCCCCCCUGGUGCUCUGUCGGCCCAUGGAUGGCCAGUGGCAGCCUGUUGCUGAAAGUGCCUUGUUAGAGAAAGUCUCUGAUGUUCUUCGUGGAAACUGGGCCAUGAUGGAAGGCUCUGCCGGUACGGACACCAGUUUCAGCAGUCUCUAUAAGGCUACCUUUGACAACAUGACCUCCUACCUGAAGAAGAAAGAGGAGAGACUGCAACAGCAGCUGGAAAGGCGGCGGCGGAGUCCCCCGCCUGGGCCCAAUGGGCAGGCCAAGAAGAUGCGGCCAGGGGAGGCGGCCUUGAGUUGCUGAUCCUGGCGGU
Molecule: messenger RNA, 1329 nt
Organism: Carlito syrichta (Philippine tarsier)
Lineage: Eukaryota; Metazoa; Chordata; Mammalia; Primates; Tarsiidae
Gene: WDR4
Product: WD repeat domain 4
Exons: 11
Coding region: 84-1319 (411 amino acids)
Biological process (GO): RNA (guanine-N7)-methylation
Cellular component (GO): nucleus; tRNA methyltransferase complex; cytosol
Molecular function (GO): tRNA (guanine(46)-N7)-methyltransferase activity; protein binding
Source: RefSeq, a predicted model, not a curated record